CCUUGUUCCGUCACAUCACGUCUGUAAGACUGGACAUCUGGUCGGGCGACAUCGUUCUGUCUUGGGCCUUCGCUGACUACGUGAAAUCCUCAUCGACGCUGCGGAAUUUGCGCCUGUGGCUAGGCUCAGACGGCGCCUCGAGGGACGACGCGAACGGCUGGCGCGCAGCGCUCUUCGCAUCGCUGUCUCGCAACAAGAGCAUAAGGGUGCUUCACGUCACAUCGAUGUACAUGGACGAGCAAGACGUCUACCUGCUGGCCGACUCGAUCACUUCCAGCCGGAACAUCGAGAAGGUGCACAUCGGCACGGUCACGCUGGCCGAGUCCGGCGCGUUGGUUCGCCGCUUGUCGCUUGGCAUCGCGACAAACUACACGCUCCUCAGCGUCUCACUCGACUCUCCCGUGGACAGAGAAGCGGCGAAGCACUUCUUCACCGUCUGCGACGUGGCGAGGCGCAACUCCGGCUUGGUGGCGCUUGCUGCUCAGUUCGUCACUGGAGCUCGACCAGGAAGCAUCAGCGCUCAAGCCCUGGAGCGAGUAUCGAAUCAUCCUGCACUGCUUGAGCUGCUUUCCGAAUCGACGUCCAUGAGCACUGAGGAGGCCACUGCCACAAUCCGCAGUCGCCUGAGGAGCAUCGAGGGCUUGCAGCAAUUUAUGCGGCUCGCCGGUGUCGUCAAAGAAAGAGUCACGUGCAACGCACGUGAGGACGGGCGCAUGCACCUGGCUGACCUCAACGAACACUGCUGGAGCCACGUCAGACGUUACCUAAAGUUGCACGACGUCGUGUACGACGAAUCAAUGUCGGCUAACGUUUAGGAACAACGGGUGUAAGUGAUGAGCCCCUGAGGCUUUACGCUAAUGCACUCGGCUCGGCCACUGAACAUUGUGCGUACUGCUUUUUCUCGCGUGGUGAUAUUUCGUUGAAUAACAAAUGACUAUGAACUUGUGAAGUAAGCAGGCGACAGACGCAGAAUGCCUGUCUUCUUAAAAAGCAUUUUAAUUUGUAAGGCGAGUCAUUUUCUACGGCAAAUAUAAUAAGGAAACGCCAGUGCUGCAUUCAGUAAAAAGAAAUAAAUUUUUUAAUGUGAAA
Molecule: messenger RNA, 1089 nt
Organism: Dermacentor andersoni
Lineage: Eukaryota; Metazoa; Arthropoda; Arachnida; Ixodida; Ixodidae
Source: RefSeq, a predicted model, not a curated record